Molecule: messenger RNA, 720 nt
Organism: Colletotrichum truncatum
Lineage: Eukaryota; Fungi; Ascomycota; Sordariomycetes; Glomerellales; Glomerellaceae
Source: RefSeq, a predicted model, not a curated record
AUGCACAACAUGGACGAGUCCGCUGAUCGGUUUCCUCUUCACACAGCAGCACGUGAAGGUAAAGUCUCGGUUGCAGAGACUCUUAUCAAGAGUGAGCCAAAGCUUGCCUCGAUUGAAGAUGAUGAUGGCAGGCUCCCGAUUCACUGGGCCAUCUCAUCCAAUAGUGUCGAUAUUGUGGCCCUUCUUGCACAACACCGAAGCUUUGAUCCUGAUGUUCAGGACGGCAGUGGCUGGACCCCGUUGAUGAUUGCUGCUAGUCUCAAGGAUGGUGAAAGUCUUGUGAACCUGUUGCUGCAAAAGGGAGCCGAUAUCAACUUGAAGAAUCACAAUGGACAGAGCGCCCUCCACUUUGUCGCUUCUAAGAACAAUUUGGAUAUCGCAAGGACGCUCCUCAGCCAUAACCCCCCGGCGUCGACCAGAGUGCGCGAUAAACGCGGCCAAUACCCCAUACACCGGGCAGCAGCUGUAGGCUCCGUGCCCAUGACAAAAUUACUAAUCAAGCACAAGAGCCCCCUGAAUGCCACCGACACCUCAGGCUAUACCGCUCUACACCAUGCAGUGGCUGAAGGACACGGUGACACGGCUGUGGAACUACUCAAAGCCGGAGCAGAGCUGCACAAAAAGGAUGAUGACGGUUGCAUGGCCCUGGACUUAGCACCGGACAAGGAGGUCCGUCGCUACAUUGAACGUGCUGCUGAGGGAGAAGGCAUAGAUAUUUGA